Enterobius vermicularis (human pinworm) is the source of this 498-nucleotide messenger RNA. Lineage: Eukaryota; Metazoa; Nematoda; Chromadorea; Rhabditida; Oxyuridae. The record is from the annotation of a GenBank genome assembly.
AUGGCCGUCUUCAGUUUACAAUUACGACGAUCGGGGCAUGCACCAGUAUUCCGCAGGCGACAGGGGCAGUUAGUCAGUACUCGUAUAAGAGAUAUAGCUCACUUUUAUAUAAUUGGAGUUGGACUUAUACCUAUGUUCUUGAUUCUCGCUUAUAACGCGAUCAAAUAUGGCCCUUGCGAACUCAAAGACUACCCUACUGAGGGCCCCCCUCCACGUCAUUGGCAGUUUGAGAGAACGCCCAUCCGUCAGUGGUGGGCAAAACACUUUGGUGCUUCCGAUAUUGAACGCCACGAGAGGACCAUGGCUUAUCGAAUUAGAUGCGAAAUUUUGAAUCGGUGGAGGCGAAUUGAAAACCGUGUAAAACAUCUUGAACAUGAGCGACUGGAUUACAAAGGAUGGACUUAUCAACCAGUCUCGACUACAUGGGUUGAUUAUGGUCGAUGGCAGGCCGAGAAGUAUAGAGACCAGUAUGAGGGACAUGGUCAUCAUGCGUUGUAG